AUGGCACUGGAUGUGGCUGUUCAACUCAUGGGAUAUGAAACUGCCAAGGAAUUGUGGCAGGCUAUUCAAGAGCUGUUCGGAGUUCAAUCAAGAGCAGAAGAAGAUUACUUGAGACAACUCUUUCAACAGACAAGGAAAGGAGGCCAAAAGAUGAGUGGGUAUCUCAAACUGAUGAAACUUCAUUCCGACAAUCUAGCACAAACUAGUAGCCCUGUGUCGACAAGAACCCUCAUCUCACAAGUCCUUCUCGGUCUAGAUGAAGAAUACAAUCUGGUGGUAGUAGGCAUCCAAGGUAAACCAGGUAUAUCAUGGCUAGAUAUGCAAUCUGAGUUACUGACUUAUGAAAAAAGAUUGGAGCAUCAAAACUCUAUCAAAAUACAUAGUACUUUUGCACAACAACCCUUUGUCAAUGUAGCAUUUAGCAUGAAUCUAAAUGGUGGUAAACCAUACUUCAAUCCCUCAUUUAAUGAAGGUCGACAAUAG
Messenger RNA from Benincasa hispida (wax gourd), 483 nucleotides. The record is from RefSeq and is a predicted model, not a curated record. Lineage: Eukaryota; Viridiplantae; Streptophyta; Magnoliopsida; Cucurbitales; Cucurbitaceae.